AUGGCACAAUUCGACAUGUCAAUGGUUAGCAAAAAUUUGCAUGUAUUUAAAGGCGAAUUCAAAUAUUUAGAAGACUUUAUAUCUCAAGCAGAAUUGCUGCAUGAUUUGCUACAAGAGCAAGAUAAAGAAUUAUUCAUUAAGUACAUCUAUAAUUUCAAGUUAUCAGCCCAAGUAAGGAGUAUUUUAGGUCGUUCAAACAAGCCAACGACAUUUGUACAAUUAAAAAAGGCACUGGAAGAUGCUUAUCCAAACCCAAGAACGCUACAACAGCUAUUAACUGAAUUAGGAACAACCAAGCAAGGGCAUUUAACAAUGACUUCAUAUAGGGAAAAGAUAUCUGAACUUUGUGAUGAGUUAAAUCGUUUUGAAAUAGGAAAUUUAAAGAACCCGUCUCAAGAGACCAAAGAUGCGAUAUACAAAGUUAAUGAGAGUAUGGCAUUAAAUGUUUUUAUGAAAGGGGUUAACGCAGAAUAUCAGCCAAUUUUAUUGGCUAAUAUGCCCUCAAGUUUAAAUGAGGCGACCCAAAGAUGUAUUACAGCUGAGAGAAGUUUAGGUCUGGAUACGAAGGAUGUAUACUUUGUAAAUAGAACAAAUAGAUCAAAUGAACAAAGUAAACCUUAUAGAAAAAGUUAUAGAUACAAUUAUAACGAUUACAAUAACUCGUACAGAAACAAUUACAAUACACGAUACAAUAUCGGUAAUCGAUGCAGUGAUAAUUAUGGAAAUCCAGGUGGACGAAAAAAAUUCAGCAAUGGUCACAGCAAUAAUCGCAAUAACUAUCAAGGAAACAACAAUAAGAAUGCAGAAUAUAAAAAUAUACACGGCAAUGUGAAAUACAAUAAUGGUAAAAACGACAGAAUCAAGCAUACGGAAGUCAGAAAUUAUAAGGCUUUUCCAUGUACAUGUCAACAGGGAAACUCAGACGGCCGGAUGAUGGAAGAAUUCAUCCAGGAGGCCCAAAAUUAA
Molecule: messenger RNA, 966 nt
Organism: Musca domestica (house fly)
Lineage: Eukaryota; Metazoa; Arthropoda; Insecta; Diptera; Muscidae
Product: homeobox protein 2-like
Exons: 1
Coding region: 1-966 (321 amino acids)
Source: RefSeq, a predicted model, not a curated record